Messenger RNA from Gadus chalcogrammus (walleye pollock), 1931 nucleotides. RefSeq names its product tubulin polymerization-promoting protein family member 3-like. Gene Ontology annotation, cellular component: microtubule. NCBI's taxonomy places the organism in Eukaryota, Metazoa, Chordata, Actinopteri, Gadiformes, Gadidae. Gene Ontology annotation, molecular function: tubulin binding. Gene Ontology annotation, biological process: microtubule polymerization; microtubule bundle formation; positive regulation of protein polymerization. The coding region runs from base 590 to 1126 and encodes 178 amino acids. The transcript is spliced from 5 exons. The record is from RefSeq and is a predicted model, not a curated record.
UAUCUCUAGGGUUGAGGUGAGGCUUGGCUAUGGUUUGAGUUUUAGGGGUCCUAAUUGCCAAUUGGUUGAUAAAGGGGAGGGUUUAGUGUUUUAUAUAUAAAACAGCCGGACAGAAAGUUAAAGUGAAUGUACCCACUGCUACAUUAGUCGGCUCUGAGCAGCAGGUCAUUCAGGAAAAGUUAAACAAAUCAGCCACUAGAGGGGGUACUCUGCCCGGUCAGUCCACCAUACAAACCUUUGGUAUGCGAUUCAUUCACAGAACGACCAUGGAAACAUGCAGUCAUAAAUUACGUGUCCUGCGAUCAUAUAAUGUAUACUGUAUGUAUAUAGGCUAGUAUACCCCAUUCAUUUAAAGCAUUGUACGAGUCAAGGCAUAACCAAUUGGAGCCAAUACAAACGAAGUGCUAAGUGCCCCGGUUUCUAGAGAAAGCAGCGGAGCUACGAGAGUCAGAACACAAGCCAUUGUUUGACACUGCAGGCGACAGGUGAAGAGGACCCUGAGGUAGAGGAGAAGGAGGAAGAGGAGAACAACAGACCAGGGCUCCACCCUCAGAGCGUAGCCUGCCACAGAACCCAGGAUCCUACCAGCAUGGCAGAGAGCUCAGCGUCAGUUGCGGAGGCCGAAGUGUCCUUCAGGAAGUUUGCGGUGCACGGAGACACCAAGGCUACCGGGAAGGAGAUGAAUGGGAAGAACUUCGCCAAACUCUGCAAGGACUGCCGAGUCAUCGAUGGCAAGAACGUCACGGCAACGGACGUUGACAUCGUCUUCACCAAGGUCAAGGCGAAAACAGCGCGCAUAAUCACCUUUGAGCAGUUCAACCAGGCGCUGGUGGAGCUGGCGCCCAAGCGCUUCCGAGGCAAGGACCAGCAGGAGGCGCUGCCGCUGCUCUACGGCCUCAUCGCUGGCAAGGGGCCCGCCAACGUGGGCGUCACCAAAGUGGCGAAGGCCGCAGCGGUGGACAGACUGACGGACGCUACGAAGUACACAGGCUCCCACAAGGAGCGCUUUGACGAGUCCGGAAAAGGCAAGGGCAAGGCCGGGAGGGAGGAGCUUCCAGACACCAGUGGAUACGUGGGCGCCUACAAAGGUCAAGGUUCAUACGACGACAAAGUGAAGGAGGCCUAGUCAAACUGGAGCUUACGUCAUAGGUUGAGUCGCCUGUGUAUGUAUAAAUAAAUCAUCAUAAUAUAUGCAUCAUCAGUCGGUGAUAAGAACAAAUCUUUGCUCGACAUUGCUACAGAAUAAGAACAAAGCUACUAAUAAAAAGAUUAUUUAAAGUUUUAGGUUUAAUAUAAUGUAUUUAAUAUACUCAGCAACCUAUGUUGGGAAGAAAAUUGCUAACCUACGUUCAAUACUGCCAGCGACGCUAACACUAGACAUUUGCGAUUGAAUCAUUGCUUUUAAUACAAAGAUUUGAAUCCAAAGCCACCCAAGGUAAAUACCGAUACAGCAUUUAGGGGCUAGGACAUUUGGAUAAAGGAUGCUUAAACAUCCUAAAAUGACAUGUUCCCAAAACAAGAGAUCUCUGUUCCGACACUAAUCGGAAAAGAGGAAACGGAAAUCUUAACAUAAUUGCAUUAACUAAAUUUGUUGUGAAGUUACUAUAGCUAUUUCAGCUAUGGAAUAGUUUUGAAGCAAUGAUAAUGUUUAUUAUCGCGCUUCCUAGUUAAGAGCUUCAACAUGUGACUUGCUGUUCGUGAAUAAAUCCUUAAACAUAUGUUUUGUUGGCAAAUAAUAAAAUAGUUUCACUCUGUGUCCCAGUUUUCUAUAUUUAAAUGACACUUGUACAUUUAUAAUUAAUCUCUUGUGUUUUAUUGACGUAUUUUAUAAGAAUGCAGAUUAUAAUGAUCAUUUUGAUAAUACCGUUUUUUCUAUGUAAAAAAAACAUAAAUCAUUACGGGUACCACUGCGAUGUCAAUGUUCGUAAUUA